AACACAUCUACCACAGUUACAAAAAAAUCAAAGCAAAACAAAAAUUCUUCAAAUUCUGAAAACUCAUUAAGAUUUAUUAUUCCUUUACUCUGCAAAUAAGAAAAGGAAGAUGAUGUUACCAGAAGCAUGCGUAGCCAACAUCCUUGCCUUCACAUCUCCAGCGGAUGCAUUCUCGUCGUCCGAAGUCUCUUCCAUUUUCCGGUUAGCCGGAGACUCUGAUUUCGUAUGGGAAAAGUUUCUACCGUCGGACUACAAAAGCCUCAUCUCUCAAUCUAUUGAUCACCAUAGUAGUUUUUCGUCUAAAAAGGAGAUUUAUCGAUGUUUUUGUGACUCUCUUCUCAUCGAUAAUGCUCGAAAGCUCUUCAAGAUCAAUAAAUUUACCGGGGAAAUUUCCUACAUUUUAUCAGCAAGAGAUCUUUCCAUAACUCAUAGUGACCACGCAUCUUACUGGUCUUGGAGCAAUGUCUCAGAUUCUAGAUUUUCAGAGUCAGCUGAACUUAUAACAACUGAUCGAUUAGAAAUCAAGGGUAAAAUCCUAACCGGAACUUUGUCACCAAACACAAGCUAUGGAGCAUAUCUCAUAAUGAAAGUCACUAAAGGUGCUUACGGACUAGACCUAGUUCCAGCGGAGACUUCGGUACUAAAAUCAAAGAGUGGUCAAAAUAAUAAGAACACAACUUAUUUGUGUUGCUUGGAUGAGAAGAAACAACAAAUGAAGCGGUUGUUUUACGGAAACCGAGAAGAGCGAAUGGCGAUGACUGUGGAGACGGUAGGCAGAGACGGGAAAAGGAGAGAGCCGAAAGGUAGAGACGACGGGUGGUUGGAGAUUGAGUUAGGAGAGUUUGAGACACGAGAAGGAGAAGAUGGUGAGGUCAUGAUGAGUCUCACGGAGGUGAAAGGAUAUCAACUUAAAGGUGGAAUUGUGAUUGAUGGUAUUGAAGUGAGACCUAGGGAUCAAGAUGAGUAUAGUAUUAAAUGAACUAACUAGGAUUAAAGAUUCAACCGGCGGUGUAACAUAAUCUAUAGUGCAAUUUACUUUUGUGAAUAUAUUAUUAUUUUUAAA
Arabidopsis arenosa is the source of this 1063-nucleotide messenger RNA. The record is from the annotation of a GenBank genome assembly. NCBI's taxonomy places the organism in Eukaryota, Viridiplantae, Streptophyta, Magnoliopsida, Brassicales, Brassicaceae.